CUACCUAGGGAGGUGAGAAUAAGCAGUCGCGAGUACAUUAGAUGUUGCAUAGGGGGGCUUCGGCCGCCCAUUAACCAACACACCCACCCUUCUGAGUUGAGUUCUGUUCUUCCUCUCUCCCGUCUCAAUGGGACGCACUGGAUCAGGGAAGCUCAGAGACAUCCUUGGUCUAAUCAAGGACAAGGCUUCCCAAAGCAAAGCAGCCCUCCUCUCCAAUCCCUCCACCCUUUCUUUCCACCUAUCCCUCCUCCGCGCCACCACCCACGACCCCUUCUCCCCUCCCCUCCACAAGCACCUCUCCGCCAUCCUCUCCUUCGGCCACUCCUCUCGCGCCACCGCUUCCUCAGCCAUCGAAGUCCUCAUGGACCGUCUCCAGACCACCCGCGACUCCUGCGUCGCCCUCAAGUGCCUCUUCAUCGUCCAUCUCGUCCUCGUGCGCGGCGACUUCAUCCUCCAGGACCAGCUCUCCAUCUACCCCUCCACCGGCGGAAGAAACUACCUCAAGCUCUCCAACUUCCGGGACAAUUCCAGCCCCUUAACUUGGGAGCUCUCCUCCUGGGUACGUUGGUACGCGCAAUACAUCGAAACCCUUUUAUCUACCUCUAGAGUUUUGGGCUUCUUUAUUGCUUCCUCUUCGUACAGUUCAGAGAAAGAUAAGCAGGAAGAAAAAAUCACAGCGCUUAUGGAUAAGGAAUUGCUUGUAGAAGUUGUCUCUCUUGUGGGUUUGAUAGAAGAGUUUUGUAAGAGACCGGACCCUUUGCAUGUCGAAGGUAACAAAUUGGUCGAAGAGAUCAUGGGUUUUGUUUGUGAGGAUCAUUUCUCGGCAAUCAACGAGGUUUCCGUUCGAGUCAGUGAGUUUAGGGAGAGGCUGGGUGGACUGAGUUUCGGUGAAUCGGUCGAGUUGGUUUGUGCUCUGACAAGGUUAGAGAAUUGCAAAGAGAGAUUGUACGAGUUGUCCACCAGAAAAAGGUCAGUGAUGGACAGCUUUUGGUGUUUGAUUGGGGAGAUUAAGGAAGGGGCUGGGAUGGAGAAGGAUGAGGGGAAGUUGAUGAUUAGGGUGAGAAGUGAGAAGGCGGGCGAGUCAGCUCGGUAUGGUGAGCGAGUUCUGAUCAGAUCACGGGACUCGGUCCGGUUUUCUUCAGGGAGGUUUCCUUUUCACGUUCCAGAGUCGAUGGAAUCAUGGCAAAUGCAAUGAUGUGAAAAUUUCCAUGUAUAUAUGCUUUCGAGUCCAAGUAUAAAUAUUUAUUAUUUAAUCAGUAUAAUUUUGGGUAAUAUCUGAGAUUAAUUUUGCUCAUACGAGUUAUGGUUGCUGCUGAUGAGACACUCGAUCGGAUCAUAUAUAGGUACUGCGCAGAGACGAAUGCAGGGGAGAGAUGAACCAUGUUUAUAUCUGGAGAACUUCAUCUUCUUUUCUUUCUGUAAACUGGGUGGGGUGGGGGCGGGGACAUCCUCUUUGACUUGUGUAUAAUAUGUGAUUUUUGAGGGGUCUCUUGUCGGCUUUAACUUUUCACUUGAGAUUGCCAAUUCAUUAGAUAUUAUUUACUGUUUGGAUAAGAAGAAAGGAUAAUAAAAAUGAAGUACGUGAUUUGAUGUUAUACCA
This is a messenger RNA of Carya illinoinensis, 1600 nucleotides long. Its product is annotated as putative clathrin assembly protein At4g40080. The coding region runs from base 128 to 1195 and encodes 355 amino acids. The record is from RefSeq and is a predicted model, not a curated record. Gene Ontology annotation, cellular component: clathrin-coated vesicle; clathrin-coated pit. NCBI's taxonomy places the organism in Eukaryota, Viridiplantae, Streptophyta, Magnoliopsida, Fagales, Juglandaceae. Gene Ontology annotation, molecular function: phosphatidylinositol-4,5-bisphosphate binding; clathrin heavy chain binding; 1-phosphatidylinositol binding. Gene Ontology annotation, biological process: clathrin-dependent endocytosis; vesicle budding from membrane; clathrin coat assembly. The transcript has a single exon.